Molecule: messenger RNA, 1956 nt
Organism: Megalops cyprinoides (Indo-Pacific tarpon)
Lineage: Eukaryota; Metazoa; Chordata; Actinopteri; Elopiformes; Megalopidae
Gene: fam3a
Product: FAM3 metabolism regulating signaling molecule A
Exons: 10
Coding region: 170-862 (230 amino acids)
Source: RefSeq, a predicted model, not a curated record
ACAUAUGUCAUGAACACUAGGUCUGCAGAAGACAGACUGGAAAUUCAACAAUCGCCUUUUCGCGUAAAGCAACAGAUUGCAUUUGGGUUCAGUGUGUAACUUUCGAGCGGCAGGAGUGCAUCAGGACUGAUCUACGUGUGUGUGCUGAUAAAUAACAGCAACAUCUAUCAUGAGGUUGGCAGGGCCUCUGCGUGCAACUGUGGUUGUUCUGCUGGUAGGAGUCACCUGGCUAUUGGCCAGCACCAUUUUGAGAGGAGACAGCAGCUUUGUAAUAAUGCGACACUUUUUCAGAGGACCGAGUGUGGAGCCAACACCAGAGCCAAAGCCUCACAGAUACAAGUGUGGUUUGUCUGCGCCCUGUCCUCAGAAACAUCUGGCUUUCCGGCUUGUCUCUGGAGCCGCCAAUGUUAUUGGCCCUAAGAUCUGCCUUGAGGACAAAAUCCUUGUGAGCAGUGUCAAAAACAAUGUUGGCAGAGGACUCAACAUCGCAUUAGUCAAUGGAGUAUCGGGAGAUCUGUUGGAUAUUAAAUCUUUUGACAUGUGGGCUGGAGAUGUGGCAGAUCUGUUGAAAUUUCUCCGGCCCCUCCAUGAGGGAACACUGGUGUUUGUUGCUUCUUUUGAUGAUCCUGCCACCAAGUUGAACGAUGAGGCUCGUGCGCUCUUUGAGGAGCUGGGCAGCACUGCAGUGAAGGAGCUGGGCUUUAGGGACAGCUGGGUGUUUGUAGGAGCUAAAGGCAUUGAGAACAAAAGCCCUUUUGAGCAGAGGAUGAAGAACAGUAAGAGCAGUAAUAAGUAUGAAGGUUGGCCUGAGUCCCUCGAAAUGGAUGGAUGCAUUCCCCUCCGAGCACCUCAGGAGAGUUAGUCUCCUCUCAGAAGAACGGAUGGACAAAUAGAUGGACAAAAGACUGCCUGAAGGACCAGCAGCUUCAGAAGGGGCCACCUUAGCAGACCGUUUUCACGUAGGAACACGUUUUUGUCACCGUGCAUGACCAGUUUUGGCCCUUAAAAACAGCAAAGUUGUUUUUUUUUUCAUUUCUAUAUAAGAUAUCAUUGUCCAGUGACCAUGGGGCUCUGGGAGGGUGGGGGGUGCUGCAUCAGUGCUAUGGAGCUCAAACCUGGGGUGAACAGGAGGAGUUUGUGAUUAUACAAAUACUGGUGCAAGAGAGUGGGUCUCAUAUUCAGGAAGCACACCUGAUCAUUUUUCUGCUGCAGUGAGGGGCCAGGACUGGAACCUUGGAGUGGAUGGAGAGCUAUUGUGACUCUGGCUGCUCUGAGAAUGUGGGUGUGGUUCCCUCAACAGUCACAUUUAAUGCUCACACCUUCACUUCCCCAAAUUGUAUCAAAUACACUCAACUGAGAUGACACAGGGUGCAGUCUUGUGAUUUCAGGUCUUGACCUCUGAACAGACGGUCAUCUGUUUGAAUCCUUCAUCGAGUGCUGCCUUUGUGGCCCUGAGUAAACCUCUUAACACCAAUUGCCUCAAUAAAUAUUCAGUUCUAUUCAGAUAUUUUAAAUGUAGGUUAAGUCAUGCAUACAGGCAUCUGGCAGACAAAUAAAUAAUAACACAUGGCAGGGAAUGCAUUGUGAGUUGGAGUGAAUGAGCUGAAAUAUUUAAGGACAAGAUGUGAGCAUUGGCAUAGUGGGAACACUAGUGAAUUAUUGUAUGUUAAAAGGAGCUGACCCCACCUCCGAAAAUCUUAAACUUAUUUAUCUUAAUAAUAGAGUUUUAUAUAGCAGUGAUACACAUUCAUUAGACGUUAAUUACUUUUUUGUGUGCAAUUUUUGAGGCAGAUGUUAAUUGUUGAGGAGAUGUUCACCAAAACAAACACCAACAAUCAUUGAACCACACACACCCCUGCUCUCAUACAGACUCAAAUAGUAGUAAUAAAAAGCUUAACAAACUUGUUCGCUAACUCACAUUACAGCACAUUCCUGUAUCUUUAUCAUGGGUAAACU